Dracunculus medinensis (Guinea worm) is the source of this 588-nucleotide messenger RNA. Lineage: Eukaryota; Metazoa; Nematoda; Chromadorea; Rhabditida; Dracunculidae. The record is from the annotation of a GenBank genome assembly.
AUGAGUAAAGCAUUUAUUGGUAAACCAGCGCCUUCUUUCAGCGCGGAAGCUGUGGUUGAUGAAGACUUUAAGAAGAUUUCCCUAUCGGAUUAUAAGGGAAAAUAUCUUGUACUUUUUUUCUACCCUGCAGACUUUACUUUCGUAUGUCCAACAGAAAUCAUUGCAUUUUCUGACCGAUUCGAUGAAUUCGAAGCAUUGAACUGUGCCGUCGUUGCCGCAUCGACGGAUACUAAGUUUUCACAUUUCGCAUGGAUACAGACACCCAGAAAGAAAGGAGGACUUGGAAAUAUGCGUAUUCCUAUAAUUGCCGAUCAGACACAACGCAUCGCCAAGGACUAUGGGGUGCUUAAGGAGGAUGAAGGCGUUUGCUAUAGAGGAUUAUUUAUUAUUGAUGGAAAAGGAAUUAUACGGCAGAUAACGAUCAACGAUUUACCAAUUGGCCGCUCAGUGGAUGAGAUUAUUCGUCUUAUCCAAGCGUUACAAUAUACCGACGCACAUGGAGAGGUUUGUCCGGCUGGGUGGAAACCUGGAAAAGAUGCAAUAAAACCAAAUGCAAUCGACUCUAAAGAAUAUUUCGAAAAACAAUAA